AGAUUAGGGUGAGCAAGGCCGAUUUGGGCAGGACAUUCGGUCUGCCAUUAAAGAAAAGGAGAUGCUUGAGAGAUGUGACGUUAUCGGAGGAGAUUAUUGAGUUUCUUGAGGACUUUGUUUCUAUUUGGGUGCUCUUGCAUGAGGAUACAUGGGUGAUGCCUCGCGAGGUGUUGAAUUGUAUGAAUAUGAUCAGGGAUGGAAAUCCCGAGAAGGUGGAUUGGGCCGGGCUGCUAUGGUUCAUGGUGGAAAGGGAGUUGACACGGGGAGCUGAACUGGAGGACUGUUAUUAUGCAGUGCAUUUGCAGUGUUUGAUUAAAUCACAGUGUGGCGAGGUUUUCAUUCCGCAAGAGCCUGAAAAUUUGGAGUUGGAUGAGUGUGAAGGUCAAGAGCAAGAUAAGAAUGCAUUGGGAGGACCAGACAUCGACUUGAGUGUUGGUUUGUUGAAUUUGGAGAAGAAAGAGGAGGUGGUGGAUGCCGAGGAUCAACAAGAGGAAGAAGAGGAACAGUGGCCUUCAGGCAGAAAUGAUGAAGAAGCCCUGAUGAUAUUGGAUGAUCAAGAUGAUAUGAGAGAAGAUUGCAAGAACCCAGUAGAAGAGGAAGUUAACAAGGAUGACUUCCAUGUUCUGUCCAAUGGCGAUGAAAAUUCGAUCGAGAGAAUAGAAGUUGGUGAAACUGUUUUAUCAUUGUUUACCACUGGUAAAGAAGGCAUGAUGAUAUUGGAUGAUCAAGAAGAGAGCAAAGACGAGAUGGUGGAUGCAGAAGAAGAGGAGGAACAGUGCCCUUCUGGCAGAAAUUAUGAAUCCUUUUCACGACCAGGCACUGGUAAAGGAGGUAUGAUGAUAUUGGAUGAUCAAGAAGAGAACAAAGACAAGCUGAUGGAUGCAGACGAAGGGGAAGAACAGUGCCCUUCAGGCAGAAAUUAUGAAUCCCUUUUACAAUCAGGCACUUGUAAAAAAGGCAAGACGAUAUUGGAUGAUCAAGAAGAAAAGAAAGAAGCGUACGAGAGAUUGGUAGGAGAGGAAGAGACAAAGGACGAAUCUCAUGUUCUGGCUAAAGAUGGCAUGAUGAUUUUGGAUGAUCAAGAAGGGUACGAGAACUUGGUAGGAGAGGAAGAUACAAAGGAUCAAUCUCAUGUUCUGGCUAAUGGUGAUGGGAACUUGUUCCAAAUAAUGGAAUUGAAUGAACCUGUUUUACUAUUGUCCACCACCGGUGAAGAAGGUGCGUUAUUCCUUGAUCAUGAGGAGAAGAAUGAAGAGAGCAGAGGUUUUUUAUACAAGGAGGGACCAGGAGGAGAAUGCAGAGAAGAGGAAGAGAGGGAGGAUGAAUUCUAUGCUUUAGCCGGUGGGAGUGGAAAUUUACAGCAGAGAAUGGAAUCAGAUAAAUCCCUUUUACAGUUAGGUACCACCACCCGCGAAGAAGGCGUGACAUUUAUUGAUCUUGAAGAGAAGAAAGAAGAGAGAGAAUAUGAUGAGAGGGAGAACAAUGGAAAUUCACUUCUGAAACUCGAAGCCUCCCAAGUUCCAUUUAACGGCGAACCCCAUGGUUCUGGCUGUAGCAAAAGAUGGGCUGAGGAGCACAACAAUUGUACGAAUAAAAGGCUGAGGGCAGAUUGUGUUCAACAGCCUCUUGAUUUUGGGACCACCAUGACUGAAAUCCAACAACUCCUCUCUCAUGCCAAGAUGGCAAAGGAAGCACAUGACCUGAGAAUGGAGCAACAGAUGCUUCAUCGCCAGACCUUGACCCUAGAGUGCCACAAGCGCGACACUAUAAUUGCGAGCCUCAAAAGGGCCAAGUUUGAAGAAGUGCAGAAAAGAGAGGCCGUGAUUCUCCGCCUUGAGCGCGAGCUUUCCACGAUGAAUAACAUCAUGAAUGGCUACAGGAAUGCUCUGAAGGGAGUCAAGCGGGAAUUCGUGCAGUGCAGGGAACUUGCUAGGAUCCGUCUGAAGCAAGAGGAGGAACGUAAUGCUAUGUCUUUAGUCCUCAAGGAGAAAGCCAAAGAGGCUGAUGAAGGCUAUGUUGUUGAGUUUGGGAUGUAUGAGGAUAAGGUGAUUGCUAUGAGUAUCAGGCUGAUGAAUCUCUCAUCCAAAGUUGAUGAACUCAAAGAACUUUGGGCCAGACACAAUGUCCUGAAGAAAGGUUCUGCUGAUGAAUGAGCAGGUAAAGAAAUGAAAGUAUCUUUU
Cuscuta campestris is the source of this 2180-nucleotide messenger RNA. NCBI's taxonomy places the organism in Eukaryota, Viridiplantae, Streptophyta, Magnoliopsida, Solanales, Convolvulaceae. The record is from the annotation of a GenBank genome assembly.